UUUUAUGCGACGGUUUGGCUACCUAGAAAAAGGACCCUCGCAAGCGGAAGCUCUGUACAGUGGUGACGCGAUUGUGGAUGCCAUCAAGCACGUGCAGAAGUUUGGCGCUUUACCGCAGACGGGUGUUCUUGAUCGACGAACAAUCGAGCUAAUGUCAGCGCCCCGAUGUGGCGUGGUCGACGUGAUGCAGCACGAUCAAUCAUUGCGCCACCGGCGGUACGUGAUCGGUUCGGAGAGCUGGCGGAAGCGGCGCAUAACAUACUUCAUUGCGAACUGGUCCAGCAAGGUUGGUGAGGACUCGGUGGCCAAGUUUAUGGCCAAAGCGUUCGGCGAAUGGAGCAAGUACAGCAAGUUGCGCUUUGUGCGCGUGUACGACCCGUCCGCAGAUAUUAUUGUCGGGUUCGGGAGCGGACAUCACGGGGACAACUAUCCAUUCGACGGGCCGGGUAAUGUGCUGGCCCAUGCGUUCUAUCCGUACGAAAUGAAUGCUUACGGUGGGGACGUACACUUUGACGAGGACGAAAAUUGGAAGGAAAACUCGACGCACCUCAGCGAAGGGGUGGACUUUUACUCCGUCGCUAUACACGAGUUGGGACAUUCGCUGGGACUGGCGCAUUCGCCGGUUUAUUCUUCGCUCAUGUUCCCGUACUACAAAGGCAUUGCACAGGGAACGCUCGAUUACGAUGAUAUCUUGGCGAUGUACCAGUUGUACAUUCAAAACCCUCACAUUACUGAUGACCCGGAUUGGAUGUACACUACCGAAUCGGUAACAUCCGUGGACGAGUUCUUCACCGUUACACCUGUACCGAGACUGCCCGAUUUGGACAGCGAUCCAUAUCCCGAACAGGAACCGGUCUUUACCAGCACCACAACUUCCUCCACAACGGAAGUGUACGACAUCCCGAUCACCUUCGUCGGUGACUACGAAACCGUGGAUGACCACAUCAGCCGGCAUCAUUCGCAGCCACCGGUCGGUGUCACCACACCACACAUGCCGGCAGAGUACGUCCCCGUGCCGGAUAUAUGUAGCGGUAGUUUCGAUGCGAUCGGUCUUCUGCGAGGUGAAAUAUUCAUCUUCAAGGGUGCCUAUCUGUGGCGGCUAACGGAGAAGUAUCGUAUCAAGGAGGGUUACCCGGUGCGGAUUUGGCAGGUGUUUCGAGGAUUCCCCAAAACCGUCACCCAUAUUGAUGCCGUGUACGAGCGGUUGGACGAUAAUGCGAUCGUACUGUUUUCCGGACGCGUGUACUGGGUGUUUGAUGCACUCAACUUCCUGCACCCGGAAGUACGUCCACUGACGGACUAUGGUUUACCGGAAGAUCUGAAGCGCAUCGAUGCGGCGCUCGUUUGGCCGAAAAACAAUAAAACCUACCUGUUCGCAGGUGAUCGUUUCUGGCGCUACAACGAUACGGCGGGCGAGAUGGACGAAGGCUAUCCGUCAUCCAUGGACCGUUGGUUUGGUAUACCGAAAAAUAUUGACGCGGCCACGGCAGUCGCGAGCGGCAAGACGUACUUCUUCAAGGGAAAUUACUACUGGCUGUACAAUAAUGAGCGGGUACGCCCGGAACGUGGAUACCCUCGGCGAACGGGAAAUAUAUGGCUCGGAUGCCGAUAA
Messenger RNA from Anopheles maculipalpis, 1612 nucleotides. RefSeq names its product matrix metalloproteinase-2-like. Gene Ontology annotation, biological process: proteolysis; collagen catabolic process; extracellular matrix organization. The transcript has 7 exons. NCBI's taxonomy places the organism in Eukaryota, Metazoa, Arthropoda, Insecta, Diptera, Culicidae. Gene Ontology annotation, cellular component: extracellular matrix. The record is from RefSeq and is a predicted model, not a curated record. Gene Ontology annotation, molecular function: zinc ion binding; metalloendopeptidase activity. The coding region runs from base 5 to 1612 and encodes 535 amino acids.